Actinia tenebrosa (Australian red waratah sea anemone) is the source of this 1793-nucleotide messenger RNA. RefSeq lists its product as uncharacterized. NCBI's taxonomy places the organism in Eukaryota, Metazoa, Cnidaria, Anthozoa, Actiniaria, Actiniidae. The record is from RefSeq and is a predicted model, not a curated record.
UUCGACCAGAUCAAACACGAAGUGCCGACGACGUCGAACGAGUACACGAUAAAAACUAAACUACACUACAUAACAAUCACGGUUGAAGUCCCUGAUCGAACUAACUUAUUCCCAUCAGCAGUGUUAUCCAUAUGUUUAGAUUUUGAGUCGUUCUAUAUCACGGAACAAGAUAAAUAAGCUCGAGAUUCUAAGUCGAUCGAACAAUUUACGGCUGGAUCAAAUCAAGCAAGAUGGCUACGUCUAUGAAACAAGAUCGACGUGUGAGUGAACUUAGAGGAGUAAUGGUUCCCAGUGAUAUGGUACAGGUAGAGAUGCACAGGGUUCCCAGUGAUAUGGUACAGGUAGAGAUGCAAGCACCUCGUAAUUCACAGUUGUUGUUGGGUGUGGAUGAACGAAACGUUGGACAAAGAAAUAAACAAGUUCGCACUGCGGGAGUCACCAACUCGUCAAGAUGGACAGAUGUUGAGACUCGUCAUCUCCUAGAAGUUUGGGGAAAGCGUUAUUCCUCGCUCCGAUUCAAGAAGCGUAACUUUAAAGAUUGGGAGAUCAUCGCUAGGGAGUUUAACAAAAGAUGUGAGACGUCCGGGAUAAUAGGACUGGGUCCGCGGAUGGGUGCACAGUGCAAGAUAAGAAUCAAGAACAUAAUUGCAGAUUAUAAGAGAAUGAAAGGACAGUAUUCUGGGCACAACAGUCGCCAGUUGUUCCCUUUCUUUGAAACUAUUGAUCAAAUCAUUGGAAACUCCAAACAAGGGAGAUCCCAUCAGGCCAAUGAGCAGUACAGUAGGGAAGAAUUCAAGGCAGACGAGAUCGUACAUCUUGAUCUCCCGGAGGAAGCAACAGAGCAGCCCACCUCAGGGGACGUAACAAUAGCAACUGCAGCAAUCGCAGUUCCGGUCUCUGCAGAUUCCGUACCAGAAAACACAACGGCUAUUCAUGAGCAGAAUUCAACGGUGGGCACCUUGGUGGGCACACAUAUGACGAAGCCGGUAUUAUCAUUUUCUACAACACCAUCCUUUCAUCCCAACACAAGCGUUACUGUGAACCACGUCCCGUUACCUUCCCCACAAGCAAGCGGGAUUGUUACUCAGUUUAACGUAACAAACCCCGAACCAAGGAGAAUUCCAAGCUCGUUUGCAGUGUCAAGCCAGCUUCAAACUUUUAAACGAAGUUCAACUGGGCAACCUUACACGAAUACUUUGCAAAAGAAAAAACUCCGCAAAAAUCCACGUCCAGUGAAGGUCGUUAAAGUGUCAAGGCAAGCAGCAGAAGACGAUAAACUCUUGGCGAUUGUUAGGGAGUUUAUGGAAGAGAGGCGAAAGCGUGAGGAGGAACUUUUUCACAAGCUCUUCCAGCAGCAAGCAGAAGCAGAGAAAAGAUACCAAGAGUUUACUCUUAAUGUUAUCAAAGAAAUUGGCCGUCUCUUUCGACCAGAGGCUGGGAACUAGUUCUGCGUGUUUAUCGUAAUAUUCUUUGUAUAUCAUUGUAUAUAGUUAUAAGCUCAUGCUUCUUUACAUUAUAAAUCAAUAGACACCUUCACAUUUCCCUGCGCCUUCUUGAAAGGUAACAGUGCCUGUGCAUCGAAGCGAUAACGGUGUUAACUUAGUAAUGGUAGAGACGAAAUAAUUGUUCAAGGUGUUAAAACUGAAAGGUACUAUGAUUGCAAGGUCACCGCCAUUCUCGCUUUGAUGCACAGGCACAGUUAUCUUUCAAUACGGCACAUGGAACACUGAGGACACUCGAACUGUGAACACUUCGAGUUUUGCAGGUUAUUAUCGACCUGAAUAUAGACCUUA